AUGUUGAUAAGUGGCCAUACUUGUGUUGAUGAAAAAGUACCUCUUCCAGAAGAGGAAAAUAAAGAAAGCUGCGAAGCCGCGGCUAAACUUCGAAAUAAAAUUAUCGAAUUAAUCGAUAAAAGAUUUUUUAACCCGGGAUCAUAUGAAGUGUGGUGUCCAAAAGAGCAUUUUUCAAGGGUGUAUUCGUGGUUUCUAUUACAUAGAAAUGGGCUUUCAGUCAUGAUUCAUCCUUUGACAAUAAAUGAGGUCAAAGACCACACAGAAAAUGUGACUUGGAUGGGCAAAUCCAUACCCUUGGAUAUAACUCAGUUAUCGGAUAAAUUGCCAGAAGUUCCUGCACAAUACCCAGAAUUAAAAAUGGGUUAUUCUGCACCAAAAUGA
Entrophospora candida is the source of this 381-nucleotide messenger RNA. The record is from the annotation of a GenBank genome assembly. NCBI's taxonomy places the organism in Eukaryota, Fungi, Glomeromycota, Glomeromycetes, Entrophosporales, Entrophosporaceae.